This is a messenger RNA of Lentinula edodes (shiitake mushroom), 1926 nucleotides long. RefSeq lists its product as uncharacterized. Lineage: Eukaryota; Fungi; Basidiomycota; Agaricomycetes; Agaricales; Omphalotaceae. Gene Ontology annotation, cellular component: plasma membrane. The coding region runs from base 1 to 1926 and encodes 641 amino acids. The transcript has 6 exons. Gene Ontology annotation, molecular function: ferric-chelate reductase activity. The record is from RefSeq and is a predicted model, not a curated record. Gene Ontology annotation, biological process: copper ion import; intracellular iron ion homeostasis; iron ion transport.
AUGUCUACAAUUGCCGCAUCUUUUGUUGCACGCGCUGCCGCUGCUGGAGCAGCCACUAUACUUUCUGCAAACGGUACUAGCUCUGGAGCUACUAGUACCAACGGUACUACAACUGCUGCUGCUGCCGCGGGGGGUGCCGCCACAGGUGGAGGAGGUGCUGCUGCUGCAGGGCCUAGCGAUUUUCAGAUAGUCUGGAGUAUCGACAUCAUCCUCCUCAGUAUUAUCGCUCUUCUUUUUCUCUUACGGCUACCUCGUUUCCUCGCCCGCAUGUACAGAUUUUCCGAGUGGACCAGCGGUCUUAUCCUUCGAAAUCGGCCUUACCAUAUGCGAACCAACGGUCGACGUGUGCAAUUUUCCAUGUCUAAUAAUGUCAGCAUGGACGAUCUUGCGACUGACGACUCGCAUGCGACGUACCAGGAAAAAGCUUUCGCCCAGCGUAUUAGUACCACUGGAGCGCAGGCACAAGGUUCCUACCCUCCUCAUGUUUCCAACUGCAUCACGUUCUUCCGACCGUUGCUCAAAGUGAUGCACGCUCGCAUAAACACUGGGGUUUCCUUUUCUCAUGUGGCAAUGAUGUUGUUUUGGACAGGAGUCAUCGUAUUCCCUGCAUUCUACAUGACGGAAGCGUUCACCGAUCCCGUCCGUUUUGGUUAUAUAACAGCUUCCCAACUUCCGUUCGUUUAUGCAUUCGGUACAAAGAACAAUGUCCUUGCCACGUUCUUGGGAAUCGGGUAUGAAAAGAUCAACUUCAUGCAUCGCCAUGCGGGUCGCAUCGUCUUGGUCUCUGUCAAUGUUCAUGGCCUUGGUUACAUUUAUAAAUGGUGCCUUGCCUCCAGUUUCAUGGAAGAAAUCGCAAAUCCAAAAUGCUACUGGGGUCUGAUUGGCAUGAUUUGCAUCGACGGUCUAUUCCUGUUCUCCACAGAAUUUGUGCGAAAAAAGGCAUACAAUAUUUUCCUUGCGACCCACAUAUCUGCACUAUCGGUACUUGUCAUCGCGAUGUUCAACCAUUACGAUGGUGCUAUCCCCUGGGCCUACGCUUGCGCCGCCUUCUAUCUGUUCGACCUCUUGCUACGAAUAACUAAAACUCGUGUCUCCACUGCUACCCUCCGUGCGAUCCCGGAGCUCGGCGUCACUCGUGUCGAGAUCCCCAAUAUUAACAGCGGGUGGCGCGCAGGUCAGCACGUCCGUCUCCGUGUCCUUUCCAGUGGCAUGGGCCUCAUCGGCUGGUCAGAGAUUCAUCCCUUCACUAUUGCUUCAGUUGCCGAUGGCCCGGAGGGUAUGGUGUUGUUCUGUAAAAAGGUUGGAAGCUGGACGAACCGACUCUAUGACAUGGCGAACACCACUGGUUCUGAAGACAAUGGCCGCAAGGUUUCGGUCAUAGUUCAAGGUCCUUAUGGUGGACUUGGUAAUUGCAUGGUUUCUAGUUUCUCCGCUGCAACCUUCGUUUGCGGUGGGAGUGGUAUCACCCUCGCUACUUCUACCAUGCAGGAGCUAAUCCAGAAAGACCUGGAUGGCGAAAGUCGCGUCAAGUCCAUCGAACUCAUUUGGACUGUGCAAGAUGCUUCCGCCUUGAUCCCGAUGCUUCCUUUGUUCACUUCCAUGAUCCAACAAAGCGUUUUCACUCCGAUCCGAAUUUCCGUAUUCUACACUCGUGCACCGAUAGGAAAAUUCCCUUUCGCAGACGAUUUUUUCCGGUCAACCUCGCUCACCUUGUCUCCUGGUCGGCCUAAAUUUUACAAACAACUCGAGGAGACUAUCACACGCACGACUGCGUUGAAUUCGAGUGUCAAAGGCGGAAACACUUGCGGUCUUUUUGUCGGUGUGUGUGGACCGGUUGCCCUAGCUGAUGGUGUUUUCGCGGCGGCUAGUAAGAUUGACCCAUAUCGAAGAGAUCAAAUCGGAGGGGUCGAGGUCCAUGCAGAGUGA